CUCGAUCUCAUGCUAAUUAUUACCCCCAUGCCAUCCACCUCUCCUCUUCUCUCCUUAAUUAAUUUGAUCUGGUAUUUCCCAUUUCAUUUUAAUUAGUAAUUAAUUAUUCUUUAUUGAUUGAUUAGUAGUAAUUAAGUAAAUAAACAAUGGGAAACUGUCUGAUAACAAGGGGAUCGUCGUCGUCGUCGUCAAUGGUGUGGGCAGAGGAUGAAGACGAGUGGGAAUGGGUGUCAAAAGAAAUGGUAAUUAAUACUACAGAUAAAGACGGCGGCGGCGGCCGGCGACUGUCGUCAUCUUCUUCGUCUUCCGACGGGAAGGUGAAGAUCACGGUAUCAAAGAAGCAGCUGUUGCAGCUGCUGAGAAAAGGGGAUAUUAAUAAGGAUUCUAAUCAUCACAACGCGGCGGCAGCGGAGGAGCUGCAGCUGUUGGCAAGACUGCUGCAGGGGGACGCCGCCACCGCGGGUGGUGGUGGUGAUGAUCCGGUGGUGACGUGGUGCCAGCAACGAUCAUGGAGGCCCUGUUUGCAAAGCAUUCCGGAGCUUAAUUAAUUAAUGGUGAUUAUUAUAGUUAUAUAUAAUUAAAUACUGGUUAGAUCG
Cuscuta campestris is the source of this 596-nucleotide messenger RNA. Lineage: Eukaryota; Viridiplantae; Streptophyta; Magnoliopsida; Solanales; Convolvulaceae. The record is from the annotation of a GenBank genome assembly.